CUGACUAUUUGAAUAUCUGACCCAGAAUAUCUGACCCAGAAUAUCUGACUUUUAUAACGACUUAUAAUUUGGCUAUACGACUAAACUUUCUUGAUGAAUGCCUCCAACUAUUUUGACGAAGAUUACAUUCCUGGUACUAUCAAUGUCUUGAAUGCCAAUGAUGAUAGUUCCAUUACAACCACUAAACCCAUCAAAAGAAGUAAAAAUGGCAUUAUUUUACUUCCCCAACCUUCUGAUUCUCCAAAUGAUCCUCUUAAUUGGUCUUUCCUUCGUAAAGCAUGGCAUUUUGCUCUUGUUUCUUUCUUUACCGGGCUAACUGCAGCCAUUUCAAAUGAUGCUGGUGCUGCUCAAGAUUCUUUGAAUAAAAUUUAUGGUAUCUCUUAUGAUGCCAUGAACACCGGGGCAGGGGUUCUUUUCAUUUUCAUUGGUUGGUCCUGUAUCUUUUUGGCUCCUGCUUCUUCUCUUUACGGAAGAAAAAUUUCCUAUCUUGUUUGCUUACUUUGCGGUUGUUGUGGUUCCAUUUGGUUUGCAGUUGCUAAUAAAACUAGUGAUACCAUUUAUUCUCAAAUCUUUGUUGGUAUAAGUGAAUCAGCUGCUGAAGCUCAAGCUCAGCAGUCUCUUUCAGAUAUCUUCUUCCAACAUCAAUUGGGUUCGGUAUUGACCGUUUAUAUCUUAGCUACCUCUGUUGGUUCUUUCUUGGGUCCUUUAAUUGCUCAUCUUAUCUCCCAAUCCCAAACUUUCCGUUGGGUUGGUUGGUGGGGGGCCAUCAUCACUGGUAUUUCUCUUAUCAUUUUUAUCUUCACUUGUGAAGAAACGGUCUUCGAUAGAUCUAGUUAUUUCCCGGUUUAUGAUUCUAAUUUAAACGACGAUAAACAAUCUUUAGAUCAACAACAGAAUAUCGAUCAAGAUAUCGAUUUAGAGAAAAAAGAUUCUAAUAAGGAUGCUAACGAUAACCCUCAAAAUUUGAUCACCGUCACUUCAAAAAUCGAAAAUAACAAUAAUAUUAAUAACGAGAAAGCUGAAUCAGAACCUUUAUGGCCUAUUCAUAAAAGACUUGCAAUCAUUACUCCUUCUCCGUACCUUGAAGGAUAUGGUUUCAAACAAUACCUUCAAAGAUUUAUUGUUUAUUUCAAAGUAUUCACCUUACCAGCAGUUUGGAUCUCAGGUAUCUUAUGGGGUUUACAAGAUGCUUAUAUGACUUUUUUCCUUACUACUCAAGAUACUUUUUUCCCUGAAGAUCCUUGGAAUUAUUCUGAAACCGGUGUUGCAAUUAUGAAUGUUGCUACUUUGGUUGGUGCUGUUUUUGGUUGUUUUAUGUCAGGGGUUUUAUCCGAUAAACAUGUCUUGUGGCUUGCCAAACGUAAUAACGGUAUUUUAGAACCAGAAUUUAGACUUUGGUUGCUUUUCAUCACCUUGAUUGUUUCUCCAGUUGGUCUUUUGCUUUUCGGUAUUGGAGCGGAAAAAUCUUGGUCGCCUUAUGCAAUCUAUAUUGGUUUAGGUUGUAUUGGUUUCGGAUGGGGGCUGAUUGGUGAUACUGCCAUGUCUUAUCUUAUGGAUGCUUAUCCAGAUAUAGUUAUUCAAGGUAUGGUGGGUGUUUCUAUUAUUAAUAACACCUUAGCAUGUAUCUUCACUUUUGUCUGCUCUUUAUGGUUAGAUAGUGCUGGUACUGCAAAUACUUAUAUUGCAUUAGCUGUUAUUGAUUUUGUUUCAAUUGCUUUUAUUAUACCAACUUUACUUUGGGGUAAAACUUGGAGGAAAAGAACAAGAAAGCUUUACGCUCAAUUAGUAGAAUUAACUCAAGGUAUGGGUUAA
Hyphopichia burtonii NRRL Y-1933 is the source of this 1812-nucleotide messenger RNA. RefSeq lists its product as uncharacterized. Gene Ontology annotation, molecular function: transmembrane transporter activity. Gene Ontology annotation, biological process: transmembrane transport. Gene Ontology annotation, cellular component: fungal-type vacuole. NCBI's taxonomy places the organism in Eukaryota, Fungi, Ascomycota, Pichiomycetes, Serinales, Debaryomycetaceae. The coding region runs from base 94 to 1812 and encodes 572 amino acids. The transcript has a single exon. The record is from RefSeq and is a predicted model, not a curated record.